This is a messenger RNA of Anthonomus grandis grandis, 1742 nucleotides long. RefSeq names its product RNA polymerase II-associated protein 3 (gene spag). Gene Ontology annotation, molecular function: protein binding. The record is from RefSeq and is a predicted model, not a curated record. The transcript has 6 exons. Bases 118 to 1698 code for a protein of 526 amino acids. NCBI's taxonomy places the organism in Eukaryota, Metazoa, Arthropoda, Insecta, Coleoptera, Curculionidae.
UUGACAAGUCGACUGUCACCGUGACAGCUAUCGAACAAACAAAAAUAAAACAAUUUUUCAAAAAAGUGAUUUUUAAAAGUGAUCACAAAGGAAAAAAACGCGAUAAAUAUCCAUAAAAUGAAUCCGGUUUUCCUGCAAAAGCAGUUGAGAGACAACUCCAAGGAUUUGCAAGAUUUCUGCCAAGACCUGAAGAGUUGGGGGGCAGAAAUGAAACGCAAGGAAGACUCCCUUAAAACUAAGGAAGAACCGAUAAAAAAGCCGAAAAUCAUCAAAUCAGCUUCUAAAAGUGAAGCAAAACCCAAGUCGAAACUUGAGAAAAUCGGGUCCACUGAUUAUGCCAAAUGGGAGAAAUUCGAUGCAGACUUGGAGUGCGAAAGGUUAGAGGAUGAUAUUAAAGACGAUUCAGAACUAACAGACGAAUUUGAGGAGAGUGCAAGGGAUGAGGCCUUGGUACACAAAGAAAAGGGAAACACAUUUGUAAAGUCCCAACAGUGGGACAAAGCAAUAGAAUCUUACACUAAAGCAAUCAAUUGCUAUGCAUAUGACCCAGUGUUUUAUGCCAACAGGGCUUUAUGCUACCUGAAGAAAAAUAGUUAUAUUGCAGCAUCCGAAGACUCCACUUUAGCCCUAAGGCUUGACGGGACUUACGUGAAAGCCUUACAAAGGCGAGCCGCCGCCAAGGAGGCUCUGGGGAAACUCGACGAGGCAUCAGCCGACUUGGAAAAAGUCCUGGAGUUUGAACCAAAGAAUAAAGAGUCAAAGUUGGCACUGGACAGGGUCCGGAAGAAAUUGGGGGAAAAGCCAUCCGCGAGUGAAAAUGUACAGCGGCCAGUAUCGAAGUUCACCGAGACGAGAAAAACCACCCAAACGGCUCCUAAAAUUCCCAAAGUUGACCCUCCGAUAGUCUCCACUUGGCCCGAUCCUGGAUGCGAAAUAACCCCAGUGAAAGCCGUUAAGAAACCGGCACACCUUAGGUCCAAAACGCCUCUACUGAGAAUUGAAAUUACUGAGACUGAUCUGCUAAAUAAACCGGAGGAACCGGAACCUUUUAAUAAGAGAGUGGUGGAGCAUAAGCAAGUAACUUUCCAGGAAGAACAUGUGGAGUUUGGGGCAGGAGAUCCGGCUUUCAAAAAAACAACUUCCGCUUUUAAAAAAGACAGAGAGAAAGUGAAUAACUCUGAGAGUAAAGUGGAGCCAAACCAGAACGCUUGGCCUAAAGUGGAUUCUGCAAUGAUCAGUAUGACCAGUGAUGAUCUAAAAAUAGUGGAAAAUAUUAAACAAAAAGAGACCAAAAACAACGAGAAUAACGAGAUAAUAAAGAACAGCAAAGAGUUUAUCCCUCCCAAGACGUCGGUGCAAUUUUAUAGCGUAUGGAGAACCUUGAAACUCCCAGAGGAAAAGUGCAAAUUCCUGAAAACUAUCGACCCCAAAGAGCUGCCGAACAUCUUCAGGGAAGCGAUGGAGAGUAAAGUUUUCAGCGAUAUCUUGGAAGUUCUUUCAAUGAGUUGCACGGAAAACUUUGAUGAAACUUUCGAGUUUCUCAAGCAACUUACGAGGGUCAAGAGGUUCUCUGCCUUGACCAUGUUUAUGGAGUCCAAAGAUAAGAAUUGUUUAUGGAAGUUGGUGGGCCAUUUGAGGGAGUCUAGUAAAGUCCCCAAGGAAGAAAUUGAUCAACUGGUCUUGGAUUAUGAGCUGUAAUUUGUUGUUGUUGUUUUAUUGUUUUAAUAAAGUAUUCGGGCAUU